GUCCGGCUUGUCUACAUUCUAGAGAAAUGGCUAUUCUCAUUCUUACAACAUUAGCAAGAAAUCUUGAUGUAUAGCAACUAAUGUGUUCCAAGGGCGGAUUUGUUCUAUCGAGACUCGUCGCUGCACUGUUUUGUGCUAUACAAUAACAUGAACUUAAAGGUUGCGUUUUAGUUGGUCUCUAAUUUAUAUGUAACGUUAGUCUUAGUUUUGCUGUUAGCCAGCUACCUAACGUUAGCUGCCAGCUCGCUAGCGCGUUAGCUGCCAAGCUGAGAGACCGAGCCAUCGGUCAUCUAGCUGCUGUUCGUUAGAGUCUGUUCAUGAGAAAUAAAUAGGACACCAUACCAAAAGAGAACUGUCUUUUUGUUUCAUUAGAAGAUAAUUGGCCGGGUUAAUUGACCCGCUCCUAAAUGCCCGAACAAGGCCCUAGGAUGAAUGGGUUUUCUCUCGGCGAACUAUGCUGGCUGUUCUGUUGUCCGCCUUGUCCGAGUCGCAUCGCGGCCAAGCUAGCUUUCCUCCCACCGGAGCCCACGUACUCGGUGCACGCCGAUGCUAACGGGGUAACUAGCUUACAUUUAACCGAACGGGCGGACUGGCAGUACUCUCAGCGAGAGCUCGAUGCAGUGGAAGUGUUUACCACCAGAAGCAGUCGGGGUAACCGGGUUGGGUGUAUGUUUGUGCGUUGCGCCCCGAACAGUCGGUACACGCUGCUGUUUUCCCACGGUAACGCCGUGGACCUUGGGCAGAUGUGCAGUUUUUACAUCGGCCUCGGCUCCAGGAUCAACUGCAACGUGUUCUCCUACGAUUACUCAGGCUACGGAGUCAGCACCGGCAAGCCCUCUGAGAAGAACCUGUAUGCGGACAUCGAGGCGGCCUGGCAGGUCCUGAGAAACAAGUAUGGUGUACCACCUGAGAACAUCAUCCUGUACGGUCAGAGUAUCGGCACUGUGCCCACUAUCGACCUGGCUGCUCGCUAUGAAUGUGCUGCUGUCAUCCUCCACUCCCCUCUCAUGUCAGGGCUACGGGUGGCCUUCCCUGAUACACGCAAGACCUACUGCUUUGAUGCCUUCCCCAGUAUUGACAAGGUGUCCAAAGUGGCGUCCCCGGUGCUCGUGAUCCACGGCACGGAAGACGAGGUGAUUGACUUCUCCCACGGCCUGGCCAUGUACGAGCGCUGCCCCCGUGCCGUCGAGCCCCUGUGGGUGGAGGGAGCCGGCCACAACGACAUUGAACUGUACGCCCAGUACCUGGAGAGACUCAAGCAGUUCAUCUCCUUUGAGCUUCCCACCUCCUGAGGGGAGCUCAGCACUCAGAGGCCAGGGUUCAUCUCAACACACUCAACACAGAAGCCGCCUCCUUAUCAUCUCCUAACUUCCUCCCUUAGCAUAGGGGCAGGCCUGGAGUCGGCUGAUCACUGUUCUGCCCUGUCCUCGGAGCCAUUUCAGGGUGGAAAUGUGUAGUGGACCGGAAGAGGAGGGGGGGUUUAGAUUGUUGAGGUGCAGCCGAGAGUCAGUGGCCAUCACCGGCCAGGAGUGAAGCUUUGGCUUAACGUACAGUCCCCAAAAACCUGGCUGGUGCUUCUACACGUGGACACAGUUUGCCAAUGAGCCAAGGCCUAGGCAGCGUUUGCACUCGCAGCUCAGUCUGGAUUAAUUUCUCAACUCCAGCUCUCCUUCCCUUCCUCUACUCACUCCGUCUCCCUGAGCUUUUUUGUGCCAGUGUCUCUCACUGUCAACUUCUGUCACAUUUCCUCGUUCUUUUCCUCUGUUUCGCCCACAAUCCUUGCUUUUCUUUUGACCAAGUCUGCAAUGUUGAAGCUUGAUUUUUGUAUUCUUUUAUACCAGGUGAAGAAUUAUCAAUUUUGCACCUUGAGAUACACUUGAAGUUUUUUACUUUUUCUGUAUUUUUAAGUUAACAUUCAGGGGUUACAUACCGAUUGCACUUUUAAUGUGCAGAUAUUUUCAGGUAAUGAUUUUUUUCUGUUUGGAUAUGUAUAUGUUGAUUUAGUUUAUCUGCAUUCCAUGUUUUUCUUAAUUGCAGGUAGAACUUUUUUCAAUGUGUGUUUGUGUGUGUUUAGAAGCUGUUAACCCAGAGUGCACCCCUGCACAUCUGGCCUUUUGUAGCUGUGAUCUUUCUAGUCCUCGUGCAUGCUACUCUCUCAUACAGGAAGACAAUAAUGCCAAACUUUGUUGAGAUAUCUCAAUUUACAAAAUGCUUGGCACACUGGUGCACUUCUGUAAGAAAAUGACUCAAGUCCUUGAAUACUUUGGAGCCAGUGGUAAAUUCACCAUACAGACAACAUUUUCAUUACUUACAGAUUUUGCCUGUUCACAAUAAUUGUACAGAUGAUACACUUUGAAAGGCUGCGGUAAGACCAAUGUGAACCUGAAGUGUUAAUUAAAAUACAUUGUGAUUGGUGGAACAUCUAUAUGCAAAAUCUAAUGCUGAAUUUACCAGAGGACCCCAACGAUUUGUAAAACACUUUAACAGGUCAUUGAGUAAACAGAUUUUAUCAACCUAUGUUGCAUAAAAACCCCUCUAGACAUCUGGUGAAGCCAAUGUUGAAGAAAAAAAUGUCCCCAUAACCCACAGUCUAAUUAGCGUGGUCAUUUUGUGCACAUUGUGUAUGCAUCAAAAUUCUUACUUAUCGUUUCUGUAAAUAUUGUAUCACACCAGGUGUGUACCUUGUCACUAAGCAACACAGCAAUGAAUAUCCCAAAUGUUUGGUAAUACAGAAGCUUACCUCAGUAGAAGAUAGAGCCGCGGGUUAACUGGAGAUCAUGUGGUAAUAAGACUUGACAACUGAUUCAAAGAGAAACACAUUUGACUCAGUACUGUAAAGUGAAGCCAUGGAGCACAGUGCUGGAUCUACCUGUAGACCGAAAACGCAGAACUUUGCUGUCGCUGGGUGUUAUCAGUCACUUCACACUACAAAUAAAGCCUUAUGUAAACAUUUCACCCAGUCCAGUUGACUACAGCAGAGCUUUGGUGGUCUUCACGGGGACUGAUAACUGCUGCUAUUCAUCAGAGAAAUCAUUCAGUCAAUCAUAGGGGUGUCACGAUUCUCCAAAUCCAAGAUUCGAUUCCAUUUUCUAUCCCCGUUUUUUUUAUUUAUUUUUUAUUUUUUUCCCCAACAGAGACGGCAGCAGUGCCACAAUAAGAGCCACAGAAGGGUACUUUGUAACAACAGUUGGAGUUUCUCAGAGUUUAUGAGGUGUAAUUGAAUGCACCAUUAGCGUUACAGGGUGCACAUAAAUGACUCAUUGACUCCCGUCUGAGCCAGGCCCCGAGGAACAGUGCUCAGCCUUGCAGCCCCAAAUGGAUUUUCCCCGAUACGCCACCAUUGUAAAAGAGGAACUGGAAAUACAAAAGGUUUAUUAUGACUCUUUCUUUUCUGAAUUUUUUAAUCCAUGACUUUUUAUAUUUGAAAAACUUCCCUAUUACAAUGCAAAGUCUAUGGGCCAGGCGGGGCUAGCGGGAGAAACACUACUGCGCAUAUUCAGUGGGCCGCAGAUCACGGAAGUAAACCCAGAAGCUUAGAAACUUUUUUGGCGUAUGAGCCAGGCGAGCAACUCUAUUAAACUGAAUAGGCAAUCCAGUAUCCAGUUAAUAUAAUACAUCCAUGGUCGUAGCCCACAUGCCUUACCUUCAUUGUUUGUUUCCAUAACUCCGCUAAGCUAACCUUACCCCGUGUCUUCAGCUGCAUGCUACCAACCGCUAAGCUAACGUUACCCCGUGUCUAUAGCUGCAUGCUACUAGCCGGUAAGCUAACGUUACCCUGUGUCUUUAGCUGCAUGCUACCAGCCGGUAAGCUACUGUGUAUUUAGCUGUAUGCUACCAGCUGGUAAGCUACAGUGUCUGCUGUUGUUUUUUUGGAUUUGCGCUAGUAUGUAGGGGUGGAGAGAGGAAAAAAAUCCUGGGGCAAUCGCCGAUCCUGCUUUUGAUUUCAAAAGUCUAAAUUUUAUCGAUUUUUCGAUCUUGAAUCGAAAUCGUGACACCCCUAGUCAAUCACUGUGAAAGCCAGACAGUUUGGGGAAUACUGAAAUGACAGCACGGUACUAAAACCAAAUUCAGCCUGACAACACUCAUGCCCUUUUGUCAGUCAUGGGCUACUACCAACACUUAUCUGCUGAGCCCUGUGAUAGUUUUGCUCUUAUCCCAGCUCGAACUCCAAAGACAAUCUGACAGAACCACGAUGGGGAAACGGAAUGCUGUGGGAAUUAAGCAACGCAUGCAAAUCACCUCUCAUAGUUGUGGACAUUUGAACUUGUAUCAACUGUAUUUGAAUCAUUUCUUCUUUCCCUUCCUUGCAAAGUCAAAUACUAAAAACUGUAGUAAAACACUAAAAAAAAAGUUAAUCACAUUUGGAUAAAACACUAAAAAAUGAAGUAAAUGCUGUUUUCAGAGAAGGGUUGUGUUUGAGGGUUAUUUGCAUAGCAAUUUGUGAUGAUCAUAUGAUUAAUCCGUGUAUUGCUGUAAAGUGGUUUGUCAGUUGAGUAUUGGUGUUUUCUGAUUAUAGCUAAUGCCGGGCCGAUGUUUUUGGAUAAAGAUCCCUCGAUCAUCUUUAGUAUUUUUUCCUCUAGCUCCGCUUUUUAAAGGGAAUGAAGACCCUGCUUUAGUCUUGAUUAUUGUUUUGAUACUGACAUUUUUUACGAGGUUUUCCAGUCUAAAUAUGAUCGAUUUACAGUCUCUGAGGCUGGUUUGUACGAUAAUCCUCUGUAAUGGUAUACUCCAAUAUCUUCUCUAUAAAUAUGAGCUCUUACACAGGGCAGUCUAGUCUCAUUGCUUUUAACACUGGAAUCACAAUAUGCAAAUGAAAGGCAGAUGAAGCUAGUAGAAUCAGAUUUUGGUAAUAUUGUGUAAAGCAGAUUUAAUAAGCCUUAAACAUGCCGUGAAACAGAUUGUCAUACAUGUGGUAGUUGCAAGAAGGCAGCACAGUGGAUGUUUUAAUGAUUAUAACGGAAUAAAGGAUGCAUGGAAGUGUC
Molecule: messenger RNA, 4982 nt
Organism: Perca flavescens (yellow perch)
Lineage: Eukaryota; Metazoa; Chordata; Actinopteri; Perciformes; Percidae
Gene: abhd17c
Product: abhydrolase domain containing 17C, depalmitoylase
Exons: 3
Coding region: 408-1292 (294 amino acids)
Biological process (GO): protein depalmitoylation; regulation of postsynapse organization
Cellular component (GO): endosome membrane; plasma membrane
Molecular function (GO): palmitoyl-(protein) hydrolase activity
Source: RefSeq, a predicted model, not a curated record